AUGAAUUAUCUUAACGGUCUAUCUUACGACAGUGGAACAUAUGUAUGGCUUAAAACCUUUGAAGAAUUAGAAAGGUUUGUUCUAGAAGCACUAAACUUGAAAGGCAAGUGGAAAUCCCCUGGAGGCGACGUUAAAGUUUUCAAAAGCGAAGGAGAAGGGGAAUAUAUGAUUAAAUGGCGCGGUCCUCGUUCGAAAAAGCUGGUUAUACAGAGUGAUGAUGCUGAAGAGAAUCUAAAGUUGAAGCUCGAAAGCUUGAUAAAUCGGGACCCGAAAGAUGUAAAUCCCUCAUGCGAAGCAUCAACGAAAGAGGUUUGUAGUAGUGUUAAUGAGCUGACUGAACCAUCUGUAUCGCAGUUUGAUGGCUUGAAAGCAGAUAUUGCUACCCUAGUGGACAUUACGAGUGAUCUAAUAACUGAAAUUAACUCUAUGCGAUCCAAACAAAAAGACUUUGAGUCUGUUAUUCGCAAGCAAGACAGCGAGAUAUGUAGACUUAGCGAAGCAAAUUUGCUCCUUGCGUCAAGCUUGCGGUCUCUUGGGAAUUCAACAUUCAAA
Paramuricea clavata is the source of this 552-nucleotide messenger RNA. Lineage: Eukaryota; Metazoa; Cnidaria; Anthozoa; Malacalcyonacea; Plexauridae. The record is from the annotation of a GenBank genome assembly.